Colletotrichum truncatum is the source of this 552-nucleotide messenger RNA. Its product is annotated as regulatory protein Cys-3. The record is from RefSeq and is a predicted model, not a curated record. Gene Ontology annotation, molecular function: RNA polymerase II transcription regulatory region sequence-specific DNA binding; DNA-binding transcription activator activity, RNA polymerase II-specific. Lineage: Eukaryota; Fungi; Ascomycota; Sordariomycetes; Glomerellales; Glomerellaceae. Gene Ontology annotation, cellular component: nucleus. Gene Ontology annotation, biological process: regulation of transcription by RNA polymerase II.
AUGACAGGCGACUUCAGCUUCCCCGAUUUUACCAACCACUACCCUGCCUCGGGCGUCCCGCCCUUCACGGAAGGCUUGGGUAACCUUCAACCUCUUCAACCUAACCCGCAAACUACCUAUGCGCCUCCCGUUUCUCAGCAACAGAACCACCAUUAUGGCGCCCCUGCUCCCCGCACUGCUGAGACCAGGACUCCUGAGUCGUUGAGCGGUGGCAGACCUGGGCAGAGCUUUGAAGAGCAGUCCCGUGUUGCUGCCGAGGAGGAUAAGCGCAGGAGGAACACGGCCGCCAGCGCAAGGUUCCGUAUCAAGAAGAAGCAGCGCGAGCAGGCUCUCGAAAAGAGCGCAAAGGAGAUGUCUGAGAAGGUCUCUCAACUGGAGGCGCGCAUCAACCUCCUUGAAACCGAGAACCGUUGGCUCAAGAACCUCGUCAUGGAGAAGAACGAAGGCAACGAAGACAUCGCCUCCAUGCUUAAGGAGUUCCAGAACAAGCAACCCUCGAAGCCUGCAGCUCAGACUACGGCCCGCUCGGAUCCUGUCAAGGAGGAGAAUUAG